Molecule: messenger RNA, 324 nt
Organism: Lathyrus sativus (Indian pea)
Lineage: Eukaryota; Viridiplantae; Streptophyta; Magnoliopsida; Fabales; Fabaceae
Source: the annotation of a GenBank genome assembly
AUGCAACUUGUUGUUCUUGGUACCAAUGACAUAACAACAGAUGGUAAGGUACACACAUGUCACGAGAGUAUUGAAGAAGUUGAUCAACACAACAAAAAAAUAAUUUGGAAGUUCUUUGGUGGAGAUAUUGGAAAGCAAUAUAAGGUCUUUAAGUUCAUCCUUGAAGCAACUGAUAAGGCUGAUGGCACUGCUGUUGCUAAAUGGACUGUUGAAUAUGAGAAAAUUAGUGAGGAUAUUAAUCCUCCAAAUGGUUACAUGGAUUUCCUUUUCAAAAAUACUCGAGACGUUGAUGCCAAUCUUGUCAAGGAAAAGGUAGCUCCAUAA